GAUUUGUUUACUUUAUAGUUUUUUUUCUUCUUUUUCUGCCAUUAUUGCACAAAGGUUCGCUCAUUUGGUCAUUUGCAGCAUUCAAAUCUACUUUCGUCUCGAGCUAUUGCGAAAAAGUACAUCGAUCAAAGUAUACAAGGAAUGCAUCACUCUUCGACAUGGCUGGCAGAUUGUCCUCCGCCACAUCAGGCAAGGAAAUCCAUCGUUUUGUAACUGGCGAACAGAUAGAUUUUCUGCAAGGACAGUUCCGUUUGCGAAACAACCGUCUUACCCUGGUGGAAUUACGUGACCUGCUGUGUGAUAUCGGACUGCACUAUACCGAUGAAGAGUAUCGAACCUUGUGUCUACAGAUAAACACUGAUCACGAUGAGUAUUGCCAGUGGGACGAGUUUAUUAGCUAUCUUAUCCUCGGCUUCCAAGACGAUGAUCCCCUUGGAGUAAAGCAGUCUCUUGAUCCUCCUAUUUCUGGUGAGCUGUGCCUAAAGUUACGCCGCCAGGUCUACAAUAUAGUAAAGAUCGAUUUUUGUCCAAUGGUGUACUACGACGGCAGCAUAAGUUGGUCGCAAGGGCACUGGAUUACAACGUCUCGUGAAGGUGUUAUACAGUUUUGGACCGAAGACUGGAAACCGGAAAUGACCGUCAAAACGGUGCCUUCGAAUCUGAAACGAUCAAAAACGUGGGUUCUGGAAACUGCACCCCUUCCGGAUUUGAGUAUGUUCUGUGUGGCUGGAUUGGAAACGGAACUUCGCUUCUAUGAUGUCGUUGCGGCAUCCUUUACGUUGAAACUGGUGAUCGAACGACUUCCUCAUCCGAUUAGCGCAAUGGCGUAUAGCUUUAACCAUGCCGAACCUGGCAAGCUUAUCACGGGUGACUACGAUGGUCAUAUUCGUUUGUUUGUGUUCUAUCCCGAACGCAAAGCGACAUCAUCGAGUGAAACAUUCUCCACAAUCACGCGCAUUCCCUUGCAGGAUGUGCUAUGCGGAAAGUAUGGACCCAUGGAUUGUGUUGAUUAUGGACGCCUUCUUCCCGAUAUAGUACGAUCGAUACAGUUUCUUGACAGUAUGCGUUGCUUUAUUGCAUCCGCGGAAGAAAAUCCUCUAAUUUCUACCGGGGGACGAUCGCGAUCAGAACAACCAUGCGGUAUGAUCAUCCACUCAAUGGAACUUCCUGCUACAUUAGUGACGAAAUUUUUCAUUCCACGAGGCGUAACGUGUUUCGCAUUUGAACCCUCUAACGAACUGCUUGCUUCCGGUGGACCGGAUUGCGAUCUUCGUUUGUGGGAUAUACACCGACCAGAUAAACCAUCCGUUGUGCUGGUAGGGCACACAUCGAGUAUUACGUUUGUGUUCCUGCAAGAUGCUGGCGAGAAGUUAUACAGUCUUGACCAGAAGAAGAUCAUCAAAGUGUGGGACGUGCGCAAUCGGGUUCUGCUGCAAACGUUCAGCCAGUUUUCGACCGUGCUCGUUAAAGGUAUUCCGGCCUGUGCGUACUACAAUAUGCGUGAACGGGAGCUCGUUGUGGCCAGUAACAAACUAUUCGUAACGGCCUGCAGUCCAGAGAUUGCACUCGAUCGUACAGAUGGCGAUAGUCACACCAAAGCCGUAUCGGUGCUGCUGUUCAACGAUUUGUACCAACUGGUUGUUAGCUGUGGGUUCGAUAGUUUCAUCAUAGUUUGGGACCACCGGUUGAAUCGAAAGAUGACGAUCAUUACGGAAGCGCACACGCAGAUCCGCAAUGGAGUGCUUGAACCGGUAGAAAUCACGACAGCGUGUUUUGAUGGCAAGCACCAGAUGUUAUUGACCGGUGCGCGUAAUGGUUCGUUAAAAAUCUGGAACAUUAGUGGCCGGACGUGCAUGCGCACUAUACAGAUGGACGACGAUUGUGAAGUGACAGCCGUGUUUUGGCAAGCGAAUCGUAUCCUGGCAAUGGGUUGGAAUCAUCGGGUCGUAGAAUUUGCUGCAUUCACGGAGAAUGACGAGUAUCCGCGGGGACUGCAGUGGCGCAAACUGCACUCGGACGACAUUCUUUGUGCGGCGGUUAGUGGUUCAAUGCCUGGCGUGAUGGCCACUUCUAGUUACGCUGGGGAACUCGUCUUUUGGAUGUUGGAAACAGGACAACCUUACCGCCGCUACGAUGCAACUAAUCCACGAUCACACAUACCGAUCAUAUUUCGCGAUGUUCCGGAAUCAAAGCCACGCAAAUUGGCCCCAAGGCGAUCUAUGUUGGUAGUGGCUUCUGGCAACUUGGCGAUGCGACGUUUGUCCCGGAUCGUGAUGCCGUCAGGGUUAGAACAGAUGCGGCAACAUUCGAUGCAAUCGAUGCUGUUCCUUCCAAGCCGCCCGAUGUUGGCUGAGUAUGGAACAAUGCUCGGUUCGCUCGAUAAUGGCUUAGUGCAGGUGUGGUCUCAUCACGCCCAAGGAGGGUUCAAGGGACAGUUCAACGGUAUCCAUAUGGCAGGCGAUAGGAUAAUAACGAUGGCUACUGACAAAGCAAACAGAUUCCUUUUUACCGGUACUGCAUUGGGAUACGUUAAAACGUGGUACAUCGAAAAUUGCUGGAUACCCAACGAAGAUGCAUUCCAUGUGAACAAACCGGCGCUAAGAGUUCUGUUUCCAUUCCUACUUAACGAUGUUGUACCUGGUCGGGCUAAACGAUCGGCCAGAGAUCAACCAAAACCAUGGCUACUUAACUCCUACCAAGCGCAUCGAACCUGCAUCACCGGGCUGUUAUAUCUGGACGCCACCGGCCUGUUGUUGAGCUGUAGCAGUGAUCGCACUAUACGUUUGUGGACUCUUGGUGGACGAUACAUUGGUCUGCUGGGUAGCCCGAUCAACUGGGAACCAUUGGCAACUGAUUUACCUCCGCCAGAAGGGUACCGUUUCCGAAUUCCACCAGAUUUGCAGCGCGAGAUUCUGGUCUGCUGCUCACCCAUUGUGACGAACGGCCAACUGGAGAUGUUGAAGGUGUAUAAAGACAGUUAAUGGCAAAUGGCGAACCUGCACACCAGAGGAAAAAAUACGAACAGCAACUUCGAUAUAAAAAUAUGGUGGGACGUCCUUUUCCCGUUUCCACCCACAAGGAAAACCUGCCCGGGAGUCAAUAUCGCCUGUUGGCCGGCAAAAAGGUUGGUAAAAUUGAUUUCAGCUGGCAAUUUUCCUACAUAAAUUACACUCAUAAAUCAUGCACCUUAAACGCCGGCAUUCGAGCAGUUGUUGAAGUCGCGCAUACGCCCCAUCCUGAGCUGCCGUUUCGCAGCAUGUUCAGUACCUGUACAUAUGUGGUUUUCUUGCGUAGAGCGAAAGUCUUGCCGCUAGUUCGAAAUCUUGCAGGAGAUGGUUAGAGGUUGGUAGAAUUUUUGCUAAGCAAUAAAAAUUACCAUUACCAUAGAUCACUUCGGAACGGCCCCCUAGAUCACCACCCGAAGGAGUUCCACCACAUCGGGUACACAUACUCUUUUCCCGGUUCGGCAAACGGGAAGAGACAUUAGUGGCCUGUUCUGGAAACGAGUCCACAUCGUACACUUUGUCACACACAAGCUUCUUGAGGUUGCCCCCUUUUCGCUCACGUUUCAGUCGCUGGUAGCGAUGCUUCCAUCUUCGACAGAUCGAGUUCCACGACCCCGGCGAUCCGGUUGCAUCCACGCCGGAACAUGCCGACCAUGACGACGACGUCUGGGCGAAGAAUUCUGAAUCUGAAUGUGGUGAUAGCGUAAUGAACACCUACACAUGAUCAGGUUCACCCAGUGGGUUUACCUGUACACGGGAGAAGGAUCCGUUU
Anopheles funestus (African malaria mosquito) is the source of this 3777-nucleotide messenger RNA. It is a transcript of the gene WDY, whose product is annotated as WD repeat-containing protein on Y chromosome. NCBI's taxonomy places the organism in Eukaryota, Metazoa, Arthropoda, Insecta, Diptera, Culicidae. The coding region runs from base 159 to 2981 and encodes 940 amino acids. Gene Ontology annotation, molecular function: protein binding. The transcript is spliced from 5 exons. The record is from RefSeq and is a predicted model, not a curated record.